Molecule: messenger RNA, 5061 nt
Organism: Plutella xylostella (diamondback moth)
Lineage: Eukaryota; Metazoa; Arthropoda; Insecta; Lepidoptera; Plutellidae
Source: RefSeq, a predicted model, not a curated record
GGAACAACACUGCAACGCGUACAAAGAGAACAGACUUACAGUAAAUAAAUGGAAAAUGGCGUCGUUUUGCCGAACAAAUGAAUCCUAUGAUUAUAAUUUCAAUUAAUUUCUUCUUGUGAAUGUAUCCUAACGCUUAAUUCACUCGUUAAUCAACUGCACCACUAAUACUUCUGUGUCACUAAAGUUACCUCUUCAGCGAGAAACUGCUCAGUUUCUUUGUAGACCGCAAUGGAUGCUUGUGUUAUGUUGGGGUGAUAUCUAUACUGUGUUUACAUGAAUUCGGUUCAGGGUUUAUCGUCAAGAUGCUGCCGACCGUGGAGGAGAGCCGGGGCUACGACUUCCAGGACCCCGACAACGCCGCCAAGUGGCGGGGGCUCUUCAUAAACUCCCUCCGGAAGUUGCUAGAGCAGGCACACCCGUCGCUGCGCGUGGAGGAAAGUGCUCUACAGUACGUGGAGAGCCUCUGCCUGCGCCUGCUGUCCAUGCUCACCGCGCCCCCCUCCCCGCUCACUGUGCAGGACGUAGAAGACCGCGUGGCGCGCACGUUCCCCAAGCCCAUCGACCAGUGGACGCUCACGGACGCGCGCGAGAAUGCCGCCCAGAAGAAGAGGAAGCCCGUGCUGCCUAUUGACAAGAUACACCACAUGCUGCACAAGGAAGUCCUUCUCUACAAGCUGGACAUAGCGGUGGCGAGCUACAUCACCAACAUCCUCGAGUUCAUCUCGCUGGACAUCCUCAAGUUGACUGGAAACUUCGUCAAGAAGAUCAGCCAAAAGUCCGGUUGCGACACUGUCACGUGUCGGGAUAUCAAGACAGCCAUGUGUGCUGACAAGGUGCUAAUGGACAUGUUCUACCAAGACCCGGACCUCACGGCCUCCAGUGCCGCCUCCAAAGACGCGGCUGGCAAGAACGGAGCCAUCACGUACGGAGAGCUGGUCAGAGAUCUGCUGACGGACGAGAAACAGUUCCUGAGAGAUUUGAACUUGAUUAUCAGGGUGUUUAAAGAUGAGAUUGAGAGGAUAUUGGACAAUGAUGCCAGGGCGGUGUCCCUGAUCUUCGGCAACAUCGUGGACAUCUACGAGCUGACGGUGACGCUGCUGGGCAACCUCGAGGACGCGCUGGAGGUGUCGCAGGACUCCGCCUCGCCCUACAUAGGCAGCUGUAUAGAAGAACUAGCCGAGGUGGAGGAGUUCAGAGCGUACGUGCGCUACGCCAACAUCGUGACGCGCCGCGAGUCCCGGGAGGCGCUCCGGAAAGUGUUAGAUGACCCACUACUAUCCGAGCGUCUCGACACGGCCGGGCACGGGUUCCGCCUCGCGUGCAAGUACUACCUGCCGCGGCUGCUGCUGGCGCCGCUGGCUCACGUGUUCCUGCUGCACACAUAUGUACUGGCGCUGAGGAGGCACGCGCCCACGCACGUCGACAGGGAGAGCUUCAAGCAGGUGGAAUGCAAUCUAGACCCAAUCAAGAAACUAUUAAUCAAAGCUUUAGGAAAUGGACCAAAACUUGAGGCGACGCUGCGCAUGGCGACGCGCGCGCGCAGGCAGCUCGCCAUCGAGAAGUGCAACGAGAUGGCCAAGAUAGUCGAGAACUGGGACCUGCGAGACAUCGGCCAGUGCUGCAACGAGUUCAUUAGAGAGGACACGCUCUCCAAGAUAGGCCCGGGCAAGCGCGUGGCGGAACGACGGGCGUUCUUGUUCGACGGACUGUUGCUGCUGUGCAAGCCUAUCACGGGACUGCCGCCACCGAAACAGCCAGCGAAAGACAAAGAGAAGAAAGAAGCAGAGAUAGCGAACAAAGACAAAGACUCCAAAGACCCGAAAGAGCCUGAAAAACCAGAGAAAAACAUUCAACUGAAGAUGAAAGAAAAACUUCACAUACGCAAGUUGGAUGUAGUGGACCGACAGGACACUGAUGACGCGAAGCACCUAGUAGAACUAGUCCCUCGAGUGGGCGCGCCCGUGCUGCUGGCGUGCGCCUCCGCCGUGGACAAGCGCGACUGGAUGUGCGACCUCAUCAUGCUCAACACCAAGCCCAUGCUGGACCGCGCGCUCGACAGCAUACUCCUGGACCUUGAAAAGAAGCAUCCGCUACGGUUGCCCUCUCCGGAAGUUUACAGGUUCGCGGAGCCGGACUCGCCAGCCAACAUGGUGCUAGAGGAGCGCGGGAACAACACCACGCCGCUCAUUAAGGGUGCGACCCUCCUAAAGCUGGUCGAGCGUCUAACAUACCACAUCUACGCGGACCUGAACCUGGUGCGGACCUUCCUCACCACGUACCGCUCCUUCUGCACCGCGCCGCAGCUGCUGACCUUACUGAUAGAGAGGUUCAACAUCCCGCCGCCGCCCAGCCCGCACCACACAGAGGAGAGCAUAGAGAACAUAGCGACGAGCGACGCGGAGAAACUGAGCAAAAAUUCGAUGAGAGAAGACUGGAAGAGAUACAGGAAGGAGUUCGAACAGCCAGUCAAGUUCCGUGUGAUCAACGUGCUCCGGCACUGGGUGGACCAGCACUGGUACGACUUCGAGCGCGACCCCGAGCUGCUGCAGCGCGCCAAGACCUUCCUGCUGGCCGUGGACGGGAAGCCCAUGAGGAAGUGGGUCCUUAGUGUGCUGAAGAUCAUUGACAGGAAGAGCCAAUGCCUGGACGAAGGCGUGUGCCACGUGUUCUCGCACUCGGCGCCGGCGGUGAUCCGGCACCUGGCGCCGCCCGCGCCCGCGUGGCACCCGCUCGCGCUGCACCCGCUGGAGCUGGCGCGCCAACUCACGCUGUGCCACUUCUCGCUCUACAGACAGGUGAAGCCAUCGGAGCUGGUGGGCGCGGUGUGGACCAAGAAGGACAAGGAGAAGACCAGCCCCAACCUGCUCAAGAUCAUCAAGCACACCACCAAUUUAACCCGAUGGAUGGAGAAGUGGAUAGUCGAAAGCGCGAACCUAGAAGAGCGGGUCGCCGUGUGCUGCCGCUUCCUUGAGCUGUGUGUGGCUCUUAGAGACCUCAACAACCUUAAUGCGGUCUUAGCCGUGGUGGCGGCCUUCGGAUCUGCCGCUGUACAUAGGCUGAAGGGGACAUUACAGCUGGUCCCCCCGCGCCUGCACCGCGCCCUCGAGGAGUUCCGCGAACUGAACUCGGACCACUUCCGGCGCUACCAGGAGCGCCUGCGCAGCAUCAACCCGCCCUGCGUGCCCUUCUUCGGCAUGUACCUCACCAACAUACUGCACAUCGAGGAGGGCAACGCGGACUACCUGCCCAACUCGGAGCUGAUAAACUUCUCGAAGCGGCGCAAGGUGGCGGAGAUCACGGGCGAGAUCCAGCAGUACCAGAACCAGCCCUACUGCCUGAGCGUGGAGCCCGCUACUAUGGCAUUCCUGGAGUCUUUAGACCCGUUCCCCGGCAUGGACGACAACGAGAUCACCAACUACCUGUACGCCAAGAGCCUCGAGAUCGAGCCGCGCCCGCCCGCCAAGCAGAUGCCCAAGAUCCCGCGCAUGUACCCCGAGCUGUCUCUGAAACAAGUGAAGGUGUCGCGCCGCGCGCACCACGACCACCACUCCACGUCCAGUAACGAUGAUACGCUCAGUGUGUCCCAACUGUCCCCCACGGGCAGCUCGGCGUGGGACGGCACCUCGCUCUCCUCGCUCAGCAUCAUGUCGCACGACGACCGCAGCUCGCUAGUCAGCCCGCGGCUGGAGCGCUGCUCGAGCAGCUCGUUCAGCCUCUUCGACAAGGGGCUGGCGCUGUUCGACAAGACCAAGUCCUCCACGCUGUCGUCAAGAUCAUCCAUCAGUCUGCGGGACGAGCCCCCCUCGCCGAGAGAAAGGCAUUCGCCGAGGCACGAGCGCAACGGGUCUGGCGAGCGGCGCGCGGCGCUGUCCCCGCGCGGCGCCAUCGUGGACGCCGCGCUGUUCUACGCCAGCGCCGAGCCGCCGCGCGCGCCCAGUGCGGAGCGCGUGCCGCCGCUGCUGCCGCGCCACAGCGUGUCGCACCCCGCGUCGCCGCCGCCGCUCGCGCCGCGCCGGGCCGUGUCGCCGCAUGAUAACACGGCCCCGGACGAGCGGCCGCCGCUGGCGCCGCGCAAGCCCGCCUCCCCCGACACACCCGCGCCCGAGCCGCCGGACCGACCCCUUCCGAGCCCAAAGCACCACGACCUAUCCAGAGCGCCGGCGAUGUCCCCCGCGCGCUCCCCGCACCACCCCCCCUCCAGCCCGCAAGUCAUCGGCGACAGACCUGUGCCGGCGCCGCCCGCCUUCUCGUUCCCGCAGCGCGCGCCGCCGCCCUCCCCGCCCGCGCCGCCGCUCACGCCGCACCCCCCCUUCGGCCUGGGCGCCGCGGGCUCCGUGCCGCCCCCCCUCCCCCCGCGGCCCGCGCCCGCCCCCGAGCUGCUGCGCCCCGCGCACUCCACCAUCCUGCAGCGGCGGCAUCUUAAUAAUACCACCCAACCUCUGGAUGAUCGGAUUAUAGAAGAAGACGAUACAGACGCGGACGCGGACUCAAUAACAAGCAGCGAGGCGCCCAAGCUGCCGCCCAAGCCGCCGCCGCCCGCCCUCGCGCCGCGCACCUAGCCGACCCUACAUACACGCUUAUAUACAACCAUUGACUUAUACAUUACUAGCGUAAGGACAGGCCCAACCGCUCUAGGAAAUUACACCCUCGUGUUAACCCUACAAUCUCAUAAAUCUGUCAUAAUUUGUAUGGGGUGUCAUUUUCUUUUGACAGAACGUUCUGGCGGGCGUAUCCUUCCUUUUGUAAUUAUUGUAUACAACACUAUAUAUACAGUAUACACACACUACGGGAUUUACAGCUCGCCAAGACGAGUGUAGCAUGUGAUGGAAUGGAUCUUGAGGAAGGUUUAUAUUGAACUUCUGAAGGCAUAUUAGACAAUCGAAGUAUUGGAUUUUGUGCCAGUAGUACAAAUUUCUCCAAAUAUCCAAUUUUGGACUUCUUGUGUAAAGAACGUAUUAAAGAACAUAUAAUGCUACGUAUUUGACCUAUCUGUGGCAAAAUAAGGCCCGUCUUGACAGCUACACUAAGUGGUAAUUUGCGCUUGAACAAAUACAUAAAAAG